This is a messenger RNA of Serendipita indica DSM 11827, 1122 nucleotides long. The record is from the annotation of a GenBank genome assembly. Lineage: Eukaryota; Fungi; Basidiomycota; Agaricomycetes; Sebacinales; Serendipitaceae.
AUGCCGACUCACUACGAAAUCCUCGGAAUUGCCAGCGACGCUAAACCCGACGACAUCGUCAAGGGGUGGCGAACCGCAGUGGCAGACGUAUUACAGCGGCACGGACUUUUCCCUACCAGUGUUGCAGCGGUGGAGGAUUAUCGCAAAGUCCAGGCCGCAUAUGAUUGCCUGAUUAAACCCGAAUCGCGAGCAGAGUACGACGCGAUGCUGCAGGAGCUCGCCGCAGAGGAGCGCUCACUCUUUGGCGAGCGAAAGGCGCGGAGGCGAGCCAAGGAAGAGGAACUCAAGAAAGCCAAGGUGGAGCCCCCUCCAUACGUAUGGAAUGAGGAUACCAAUUCUCCUCUGUUCUGGACGCCUGGACGAAAGUUGAUCGAGGGACCCAAGCAGCCAGAAGGGGACGCAACCCCCGUCGCCUAUUACCGGCGAGCCUCUCUCGAUAAAGCCCUGGUCCUCGCCUCUUCAGCUGAUUCGUCUUCCUCUGACACACCGAAACCCGCGACGCCCCCGCCAAAGUAUAGUCCCCGGCCACGUUCGUCGACAUCGCCUUCACUUCCUCGUCCUGCACUCACUCAACACUCGUCUUCAUUCCAAGUUUCUAUACCCUCUGCACCUGUCAAGGCCCCAGUACAGCAAAAGCGAGCUGCUGUGGCCCAGGUUCCGACAAUGUCUGCCGCCGACUAUAUGCUUUUGCAAAAGGCCAACAUCCAAGCCGCCGAGGAGCGCCAUAGGAGAAAAGUCGAGGCAGAGCGCCUCAAGGCUCUGCGAGAAGUGGAGAAGCGACAACGUGCCAUCGCCAAGGAGCAGCGAAAGCGGCUGGAGCUCGAGAUUGAAGCACGCAAGAUUGUCGAGCGGGAACGCGAAAACUUGCUCAAAGAGAUUGAACUCCUUCGACUCAAAGAGGAACAGGACAAGCUGCGAGAGGAAAAGGAGAAACUGAAGCAGGAGAGACGUGCUACCAAGCAGGUCCGCUGGGGCUUCACAGAGGUCGCUCCAGAGCCCACUUACGAGCGACAUACUAUCGAGACGGGACCCUACUUUGACUACGAUGGCUGGUACUCGGACCCAGAGCCGCCUCGGCGACGACCGAAUGUCCUUCGAAAGCUUCGAAAGGCCAUCUUUUAG